Cladophialophora yegresii CBS 114405 is the source of this 1128-nucleotide messenger RNA. RefSeq lists its product as uncharacterized. The record is from RefSeq and is a predicted model, not a curated record. Lineage: Eukaryota; Fungi; Ascomycota; Eurotiomycetes; Chaetothyriales; Herpotrichiellaceae. The transcript has 3 exons. The coding region runs from base 1 to 1128 and encodes 375 amino acids. Gene Ontology annotation, molecular function: FAD binding.
AUGCAGAAUGGGAUAGAUUAUGUUGUGGUAGAGAAGGAAAGCUCCCCAAGAGAUCGCAAUUGGGGAGUCACCAUCGCCUGGAGCCACCCGUUGCUUGCCAAGUUACUGCCCGAAGAUCUGUACAAGCGACUGCCAGAGUGCCAGCCGGACCCGGGUCUUGAUACAAAGGCAGCCGGGUGCGAGAGUGUGAUCAUUCGUGAUGGGCAGACAGGCGCUACGAUUGUGGAACCGCGUUUUCCGGGUGUCAGGAGGCUCAAUAUCCAGAAGACGAGGACUAUCUGGGCAGAAGGGCUCAAUGUCAAGUUUGGCAAGACGGUCACAGAUAUCCAACUUACUUCAGAUGGAGUGGAAGCACGCUUCCACGACGGUACCUCGGAGUCAGGCUCGGUGCUCGUCGGCAGUGACGGCGGUGGCUCAUGGGUUCGCCGCUGGAUGUUGGGCGACCUUGCAUCUCCACGGGUGCUGCCUUACACAUUCCUGAAUUUCCCGUUCCGCUACACACCAGAGCGAGCAAUCAAGAUGGACAAGAUGAUGAACCCCUUCGUCGAUGUCGGAGCUCAUCCGAAGUCGAUGUACGUCGGCAUAUUCUUGCUAGACAAGCCUGAUUUGCAGAAGCCCGAAACCUGGGUCUUCUAUAUCCUCGCAACCUGGGCAAAGCAGGAUUCGGACUACGUUGAAGGGAAGAACAUGGUCGACGAGCUGCGACGGAGAAUGGACGACUGGGCAGACCCUUACAAGUCGGCCGUGGAGUGGAUACCAGAGGAUACACGUGCGAAAGCCGUGCCGCUCAGGGUCUGGGGUCCUCCCGAGACCGGCUGGGACAAUCGAGAUGGCAGAAUCACUCUGGCGGGAGACGCCGCUCACAGCAUGACGUUCCACCGUGGCCAGGGCGCGAACAACGCAAUUUGCGACAGUGAGAAAUUCGUUUCAGCCAUGAUUCAAGUUCAAAACGGGGAGAAGUCCCUGCCGGAGGCGGUCAACGAGUAUGACGCGGACGUAACAAGCCGAGGGAGAACAGAAGUCGAAGUAUCCACGGUCCAGACCGAUGCUUUUCAUGACCACGCAAAAUUUCUCGAUAGUCCGGUCGUAAAGCAUGGGAUCAAGCCGAUGAGUAAUGUCGUGAAGUAA